Molecule: messenger RNA, 786 nt
Organism: Gilbertella persicaria
Lineage: Eukaryota; Fungi; Mucoromycota; Mucoromycetes; Mucorales; Choanephoraceae
Exons: 5
Coding region: 1-786 (261 amino acids)
Source: RefSeq, a predicted model, not a curated record
AUGAACAAGAUUGGCUUCUGUAUUGGUCGUUUCUCUUACAACCGAAGAUUAAUUAGUCCUUUACCUCCUAAUCUUGGCAGCCAAGGUUUUCGCCAAUACUUGAAAGACAAAGUGACAUUGAAAGCCCUUUUCAAUGAAGAAGAACUUGCUGAGAUCAAGACGGGGCAUUCUUCGCUUGCAAGUCCACUACCUAGCCAAAUUGCUGUUUUAUUGGACAACAUCAAGGCUGCAGGCACCUUUGACGCAAUGUAUUGCUAUGUUUUUGCAUUCCAUGUUGAGCUAACAACCAUUGUGUUUAACGGAGAAAUUGAGAACAUUGCUUCUGCUGUUGUCAUUAACGACAAGCUUGGUGGUGUUGAAGUCGCUACUGAAAAGAAAAUCGAUUUAACAAAGGUAUUGAACGAAGCUAAUGUUAAGCUUCCUCUUUUAUUGGCUGCCCAACUUCAACGGUUGGGCAAUUCAGGCGAUUUAUGCAACAGCAACCUCAUUCUUUUUAUUUAUUGUGAAUUGUCUUGUGGUAUUUUAGGGCUGCAAAUUCAGGUCAUGGUCCUUGACUCGCCUUCUGGAGGCCUUAUAAUAUUGAAGAAGACAAGGUCUCUCCCCUUCCCACAGCAUAUCCAACAAGCACAUGCUUGCUUGGUACCUUUGUUGGCUGUACUGUAUAACUGCAGAGUGCUGCUGAAUGCCACUGCUUCAAAAAUCAAUCAUCCUCCACAAACUAUAGAACUUUUCUUUAUUACUGUUAUUGUAUUGUUGCUUCUAAUUGUUGCUAUUUGUCUUUCGUGA